AUGCAGGAAAGACCCCUCAUCACUUGUGAUCAGAAUAAACAAGCACGGAACAAGCAGAAUGGAGAGCUGGCAGCAAUCAAGGUCAUCAAGAUGGAGCCAGAGGAUGAUUUCUCUAUCAUCCAGCAAGAAAUCGUCAUCGUAAAGAGCUGCAAACAUCCCAACAUAGUGGCGUAUUAUGGCAGCUACAUACGAGCCAAUAAGCUGUGGAUCUGCAUGGAGUUCUGUGGAGGUGGCUCCCUGCAGGACAUCUACCACGUGACCGGUCCUCUGUCGGAGCCACAGAUCGCCUACAUCUGCAGAGAGAUGCUCCAGGGCCUGGACUACCUGCAUGCACAGAAGAAAAUCCACAGAGACAUCAAGGGUGCUAACAUCCUCCUCAACGAUCUGGGCGAGGUCAAACUGGCCGACUUUGGGAUCUCAGCUCAGAUCACAGCCACUCUGGCCCGGCGGAUGUCCUUCAUCGGGACGCCAUAUUGGAUGGCUCCAGAGGUGGCAGCGGUGGAGAUUAAAGGUGGCUACAACGAGCUCUGUGACGUCUGGUCAGUGGGCAUCACAGCCAUCGAGCUGGCAGAGCUGCAGCCGCCGAUGUUUGAUGUCCACCCGCUGAGGGUUCUGUUUCUCAUGUCCAAGAGCGGCUACCAGCCUCCCAAACUGAAGGACAAGUCUAAAUGGUCGUCCAUGUUUUAUAACUUCGUAAAGGCCAUGUUGGUGAGGAACCCGAAGAAGAGACCCAGCGCCUCCAAGAUGCUCACACACAUGUUUCUGACCCAGCAGUGCCUGAACCAGGAGCUGACCCGAGACCUCCUGGAGAAAUAUCGACACCCUGAGAAACUGAAGAGCAACCUGGGGACGGAGGACGAAGACAUGGAGGUGGCGUUACCCGGAUCUUUGAAGAGGAUUCAGUCCAUCAACAGACACAAUCAGGCAGAGAGGACGAACUCUGACAUAAGCUUGGAACAGAUCUACACUCAGAGGCCUGUGAGGAAACCGGACACAACGUUACGACCUUCACCGGGAUCCACCGGCAGCAAGAGUCCAGUGAGGGAUCAGGACACAGACUCAGACGAUGACUAUGACGAUGUGGAUGUCCCCACAUUACAAGCCUCCAGUUUCAUCCUGCCAGCCAAUGAAACUCCGCCUCCACUUCCUCCAAAGCCUAAAGCACGGACCAGCUCAGAGGAAAGCAUGGCGGGGGAGGAGGAGCGGGGGAAGAAACCCAGCUCUCUGUACGCCCCGUCCUCCCCCCUUAUAAGGACAUCCAGUGGGACACACGUCAGACCUACCCCCAAACCUCGAUCCAGCAGACACUCAGACCCCGCCUCCUUCCCCGGCCGGUUGAAUGACACCCCUGCAGACCUCCUUCCUCCUGAGCUCCCUCCUAAAGGCGUACGCAGACGACAAGUCACAUCAAAGGACCCUGCAGAGUGUGCCAGCCCCGUCAUGAAGAAACCUCCAGUCUACUUUAAAAGGAUCUUCCACGGCUGUCCUCUUAAAAUAAACUCCUCCACCACCUGGGAAAACCCGGCUACCAAAGACCAGCAUCUGAUCCUGGGGGCAGAGGAAGGGAUCUACACGCUGAACCUCAGCUGCUCAGAGGCCACCAUGGAGCUGCUGUACCCGGGGAAGUGUACCUGGGUCUACACCAUCAAUAACAUCCUCAUGUCUGUGUCAGGUAAAUCCUCACAGCUUCACUCCCAUUCGCUCAAAGAGUUGUACGAGCAGGCUCGGAAAGACCAGAGGAUGGUUGUUUUGCCUACUCACAGACUGUUACCAAGGAAAUUUGCAGUGACGUCUAAAGUCCCGGAUACAAAGGGCUGCAAGACGUGCUCAGUCGCUGUGAACAUGCAGCGAGGAUGUGUGUUCCUGUGCUGCGCUCUGGAGUCCAGUGUUGUGCUGCUGCAGUGGUACGAGCCCAUGCACAAGUUCAUGCUCAUCAAGCACUUUGACUUCCCCCUGCCGACUCCUGUGCGCCUGUUUGAGAUGGUGGUGGUGCCUCAGCAGGAGUACCCGCUGGUGUGCAUCGGGGUCUCCCGGGGGUCCAGCCCCAACCUGCCAGUCUUUGUAGAAUACAUCAACCUGAACUCCAACACUUCCUGGUUCACCAACUCUGGCUUGGAGAGACCAUGUCCAGAUGCAGUCCAAGUAAACCAGCUGGACAGUAACUCACUGCUUGUUCUAAUAGAAAAGUCAGUUCAUAUAGUCGGACUGGAGGGGGAGUUAAAGAGCAGCAAGCCACUGCAACAUGAGACCUUCUCUCAUGAUGUCGAGUCUAUAGUGUAUUUUGAGGAGACGCUGUUGGUGGUGUGGCGUCACGGCUGGCAGAGAAGAGGACACAGUUUCACUGAAGUUCUGGAGGAAACCACCAACCCGAGGAAGAUCCACAGACUGCUUCAGUCGGACAAGAUGGUCAUCUUGGAGACACGUCAGACCGAGGACAACACCGGGUUCUCAGACCUUUAUGGUCUGGAAAUAGCCGAGAACUACGUCAUGCUGCCCUGACUCUGCCGUCUGCCGGCACAGAGCAUCAUGGGAAACUCCUAACUCCUCUUCCAUAUGAACGCCUCCUCUCAGGACUAUCAUCCAUCAUCAUGACGGACACGGACGCAUCACUGCCGUCACAGAAUUUCAUUUUUAUUUCAUGGCUGGAGAGUAGAAGGAAGUGACCCUGACUCUGGUGAAGUUUUAGUUUGCAGGAUUUAUAAGAAUACACAGCUGAGAAAAAACACCAUUUAAAGAAUGAAGGGAUGCCCUCCUCUGAUAAAAGAGGUGGGUCUACUUUCAUCUGUCACAGUAUUGUUGAUCACAGCUGCUGCCUGCAGGGACUGACAUGUACAGCACUCCACAACCAACAUAAAGGACUUAUAGGAUCAACAGCGUACUGCUGAUCAAGCUGUUUGUUACCUGAGUGUCAUGUCAGUGCUGAAUUCAAGAUGCACACUCGACUGCCGUUACACUGUAAUAACGUUAAAUAACUCAAGAUGAUGUGACCUGUAAUGAUGAAAAACAGCAAAGUAGUAACCAUUCAUGAACAAUGGGUGUGUGUUAUCAAUGUGUGUGUGCACGUUUUGCUAUAAAAUGAAUAAGAUGUGAA
Notolabrus celidotus (New Zealand spotty) is the source of this 3091-nucleotide messenger RNA. Its product is annotated as mitogen-activated protein kinase kinase kinase kinase 5-like. Gene Ontology annotation, biological process: protein phosphorylation. The record is from RefSeq and is a predicted model, not a curated record. The coding region runs from base 1 to 2499 and encodes 832 amino acids. Lineage: Eukaryota; Metazoa; Chordata; Actinopteri; Labriformes; Labridae. The transcript has 33 exons. Gene Ontology annotation, molecular function: ATP binding; MAP kinase kinase kinase kinase activity.